ACUUUCUCUCUCUAAACCUCUCGAUUUCGACUCCCACACAGAUGAUCUAGCGACGCCUCUUGUCCAAAUUCAUCACCAACCCACGUCGUUUCUUCGCAAAUCAUUCAUACCCAUCUCCUCAAUCUUCAAAUCAUAUCCUUAUAGAUCGACGGUGGAAUUACCUACGUAAAUUCAAUGUGUUUUGCCCAGUGUUUGUUUUGUGGAAAGAUGUCGAAUAAUCAGGUGGUCAAAAUACCAAGAGAUGCGAUAUCAGCAUGCAUGACAUGCCCUAUUUGCAAUAAACUCUUUCGUGAUGCCACUACCAUCCCCGAAUGCCUUCAUACGUUCUGCAGGAAAUGUAUCCAUAAGAAGCUCACAGAUGAGGAACUUGAAUGUUGCCCAAUAUGCAAUAUUGAUCUGGGAUGUGUGCCUUUAGAGAAACUGAGCAAGCCAGACCAUAAUUUGCAAGACAUUAGAGCCAAGAUAUUUCCUUCUAAACGGAGAAGGGUAAAGGCCCCUGAGGUUGUGCCUUCAGUUACGCUACCGUUAAGAAGGAAAGAGAGAUCACUCUCAUCACUGGUAGUCAGCACUCCCAGAGUGUCGACACAAACUACAAUGACUGGGAAAAGGUCAAAAGCAGCCGCAAGAAAGAAACUGCGUGGGCCCAGUUUCUCCGUUGAGAAAUCUGUCAAGAAUGAGGAAGAUUCCAUGGAUGACCACCAAGAUAGCUCGAGUUCAAGGGAGAUUUCAAAUAAGCUCACACAGAAUUUAGGGCAGAAUUCCUCAACUCCUGAGCCAUCCAGUGAUCCUUCACCUGAUAAAGAAACAAAGAAUGGUAGUGGACCACGGGAUGGGAAAGUUGAUCUAUGGAAACCUUUGAAUUAUUUGGUGGAAGUGGCAAAUAGGAGUAAAUCUUCCAAGUUUACUUCACAAAGUUCUGCUGUCAAAUCACCACCACAACAUACUCCGAAGAGUGAAGGACAUGGCCGUAAGCCCAAAGGGCCUCCAUUAAAGCGAUCUAAAUUUCAAGAUGAGAAUGGCAGGUCUGAUGUGGAUGUGACAGAAUCGGCAAAACCUAAAAAGAUAAGAAAGAAUCGCAAAAACAAGGCAGAUAUGUUAGGAGAGUCAGAUGUUGCUACUCUACAAGCUGCAUUGGAUGCUGAUGCUAAUAAUGCUCCCCGGGAGAAAAGAAUAAAUCCUAUUUGGUUUCACUUGGUGCCUUCAGAAGAACAGGAAGGAGAACCCUUGGGGCAGAUAGAAGGAAGUUUUGUCAGACUAAAGGAUGGAAACAUACCUGUUUCAAUCAUCCAAAAGUUUGUGAUGAGCAAAUUGAAACUUGGAAGUGAAAAUGAGGUUGAGCUCAGGUGCAUGGGUCAGCCACUGGUGCCAAGCUUGCUGUUGGGUAAUCUGAUGGAGCUGUGGCUUCAGACACAACCGACUUCGCAAACGGUUUCGGUUGUGAUUGGAUCAUCGGCUAAGGAAUACAUGAUGGAGAUUUUGUAUGCUAGAAAGGGUUCCGGCCUACCACCUUCGGCUACUUGAACAUAUGUAGCCAACCAUUUCUGUUGGUUUUUAUAGCUUGUGUAUCAGAUAAUAUGAUGGAUUACAAAGUUUUAAGUUGCUAUAUAGUUGUUGGUUUGUGGGUAUCUUGGUUUCUAGAUUUUAUAGUUUAUGUAUGAGAUGAUAUG
Cynara cardunculus var. scolymus (artichoke) is the source of this 1667-nucleotide messenger RNA. Its product is annotated as E3 ubiquitin protein ligase DRIP2-like. The coding region runs from base 175 to 1521 and encodes 448 amino acids. Lineage: Eukaryota; Viridiplantae; Streptophyta; Magnoliopsida; Asterales; Asteraceae. The transcript has 9 exons. Gene Ontology annotation, molecular function: ubiquitin-protein transferase activity. The record is from RefSeq and is a predicted model, not a curated record.